This is a messenger RNA of Recurvomyces mirabilis, 3048 nucleotides long. It is a transcript of the gene TRK1, whose product is annotated as low affinity potassium transporter. The transcript is spliced from 2 exons. Bases 1 to 3048 code for a protein of 1015 amino acids. Gene Ontology annotation, molecular function: high-affinity potassium ion transmembrane transporter activity. Gene Ontology annotation, biological process: intracellular potassium ion homeostasis; potassium ion import across plasma membrane. Gene Ontology annotation, cellular component: plasma membrane. Lineage: Eukaryota; Fungi; Ascomycota; Dothideomycetes; Mycosphaerellales; Teratosphaeriaceae. The record is from RefSeq and is a predicted model, not a curated record.
AUGGUCUUCGAACCCUUCGAGGGCGCCUUCAACUUCGUCCGCAAAGUUGUCGAAGCCGCGGUCCUCACUGCACAGCCCAAGAACUGGCACCGACCCCAUUUCAACUUCAUAACAUGCCACUACAUGUACAUCCUAGGCUGGGCGCUGAUAGGAUCCAUCAUUGUCUUCCCCGGGGGUGGACUGUCAUACAUCGACGCCCUUUUCUUCACUUCUGGAGCUGCGACACAAGCUGGACUCAACACCUCGGACUUAAACGAAGCCUACCUGUACCAGCAGAUCGUCCUCAUGUUUAUUGCCUGUGUCGCCAACCCGAUCUUCAUCAACACGUCCGUGGUAUUCGUCCGACUUUAUUGGUUUGAGAAGAGGUUUGAGAAGGUGGUGCAGGAGGCACGAGAGUCACGGAAGUCAAGGGCGAAGACCUUCAGCCGGAAUGGUACAAUGCGGAGCGAGAGAAGCCUGAGUGAGAUUGAGAGGGGAGUGGGAGGCAGACAUAUCCGCGUCCUCCAUGAAACGACAAAGCCGAACGGUAUGAGUGGUAGUGCUGCUCCUAACCCUCAGGCAGAGAAGGAGUUCGUGGAGAAGCUGGGUUUGCAGCAGGAGUCGAGGAGUGUCUCACCCACACCAGACAACAGUAAUCAGGGCAGCAAGCAUGAAGAGGACCUGGCACCGGACGAGAAGACCAAGCAGGAAGUCGAGCCAGAUACUCCUGUCUCCACGUACCUCGGUCUCCCCGGUAGAUUGCAGCGCGAGAUCGUGUUCGCGGAUGAGGUGCCCACGCCUAGCUCUGGGCAUGCCCUCCAGUCUCCAGGACUAGAAGAUAUACCCGAGAGUGAGAAGAUGGCCCUGACGCCUGCAUCCGAAACGGCGCCAGGGGGACCAGAGCACGAUGAUCGGCAUAUCCGCUUUCUUGAAAAGCAGCGCAAUGCCAAGGUCGAGGCACAUACCUUACGCAUCCCCGGACCUCGCGACUUUGACCGUGGCGAGCAACCAGAGGAGCUUGAUGAUAGCGACGACGAGCUGCAGCGACCUGUGACGAGGAAUACUUUGGGUGCUGUCAAUAGUGAGGAGGAGCGUGCGCGGAGGCUGAGCAUUGGUGACCGCAGCGCGGAGAUCAAUGGCGAUGACCACCCACCUCGCAACAUCACUUUCAACGAGCCUGCACACCCGGAUCGACGCGGACCCGCUAAGAACGUGGACGACGACAAUCCGGAAGCGCAUGGCUUCCGACACACACUCAGCAAGGUCAAGAGUAAUCUGGGUCACAAGCGGAAUCGGUCGCGCUCUUCAACACGUCUGAAUCUCUCCGAUGCUCGUGGUAGUAUGGCCAAGACGUUCAGCACGCUCAGGACAGCAGGAAGCGGCAGCAGACCGGAAGAAGAGAUGCCAUAUCUUACUGGACAUGUCACGAUCGGCCGCAACAGUGCUUUCUUGGGCUUGAGUGAGGAGCAGCGGGAGGAGCUCGGCGGCAUCGAGUAUCGAGCUCUGAAGACACUGGCUAAGGUGCUGAUUGUCUACUUUGUCGGCUUCCACAUCUUUGGCAUGGUCUCUCUGCUCCCGUGGAUCCUGCACAACCAGCCGUGGAAAGGCUACGUCCAAUCCAUUGGCACAUCGCCCGGAUGGUGGGGCGUCUUCACUCCGGCGUCUAUGUUCAAUGAUCUCGGUCUUACCGUCACCCCAGACUCGAUGAACUCUUUCAAUUACGGCAUCUGGCCGCUUCUCAUCGGAUCGUUCCUCAUCAUCAUCGGCAACACUGGCUUCCCCUGUAUGCUCCGCUUCGUGAUCUGGGUGGCGUCGAAAGUGACCUGGCGAUUAGGGAAGCAAGAACUGCACGAAGAACUGCGCUUCCUGCUCGACCAUCCUCGUCGGUGUUUCACACUGCUCUUCCCGUCGAGCGCGACUUGGUGGCUGUUCUGGGUCCUCGUGGGCCUGAACGUUGUUGACCUGGUCUUCUUCCUCAUCCUCGACUUGAAUGACGACGCCGUUAUCGUCCUCCCGUUAGGCAUCAGAUUCCUCGAUGGCUGGUUCCAGGCAACGUCAACUCGAACGGCUGGCUUCUCUUGCAUCAAUCUCGCGGCGCUGCACCCAGCUAUCCAGGUUAGUUACCUCGUAAUGAUGUACAUCUCCGUCUUCCCGAUUGCCAUCUCGGUCCGCCGAACCAACGUCUACGAGGAGAAAUCUCUCGGUGUCUGGGGCGGCGAAGAAGAUAUGGGAGAGGGGGAGCAGUCGUAUGUUGGACAGCAUUUGCGUAGGCAGCUGAGCUUCGACUUGUGGUAUGUGUUUUUGGGCUUUUUCAUCAUUUGCAUUAUAGAAGGCAGCAGACUCAGCACGGCCACGGAUUACUCGUUUACGAUGUUCAGUGUCCUGUUCGAGAUUGUGAGCGCGUACGGUACUGUGGGCCUGAGUCUAGGAUAUCCGGGCAUCAACGCCAGCUUCUCGGCGGAAUUCAAGACGUUGAGUAAGCUGGUCAUCAUUGCCAUGAUGAUCAGAGGACGGCAUCGUGGUCUGCCAUAUGCCUUGGAUCGCGCUAUCAUGCUGCCAAGCGAGAACUUGCACAGGAAGGACGAGCUGGCUGCUGCGGGGAUGCAGAGGCGGAUGUCCUCGCAGACGAACUGGGAGGAUGGUGAUUUGGAUGAGAGCGGUCUACCCCGACAGCACACUAUUGAAAAUGCUAUGGAAGCUGGUGCUGGUGGUGAGCACAGUCCGGAGGGUCUGCGCAAGCUGAGAAGGAGAGGCAGUGCGGUAACGACCGAUAGUCGUGCCAGUGGUCGGGACAUCUAUUCCACGCAGAGUAAGGGUGGGACAAGACGUGGGCAUAGGCGUGGUAGCAGCUUCGGUGCGAUGUUGGCGGGCGGCAUGUCUGCUGGACCGACGUUGCCGAGACACAUCAAGCAAGUCGUGCCACAUUUCAGUCCCAACAUGUCGACAGUGCCGCCGUCCAUGGCAGUAUCCAAAGUCUACGAAGGUUGUUCAGAGCUUCGCCGUAAGCCAAUCGUUCCUCCUGUCAUCUGGACCUAUCCCUCACAGCAAAGCCUGCCGCUUGGCUUGUGA